Molecule: messenger RNA, 2040 nt
Organism: Arabis nemorensis
Lineage: Eukaryota; Viridiplantae; Streptophyta; Magnoliopsida; Brassicales; Brassicaceae
Source: the annotation of a GenBank genome assembly
AUGUGCUCAAUCGGAGUAUUGGGUCUCUCUUCUCCGCCGAAAUUCCAUCAUCGCCGGUAUAAAGCACAGAUUUUUACUCCGACCCAUUUGCGUAAUCCAAAUGGGUUUCCAUUUCGAUUGAGAAAUUCCAAACCUUUCGCUUCUAAACUCUCCAAAUCCGUCAAUUUCGCUUCACCUUCUUCACAUCUCCCUCUUAUACUCUCUUCGAGGUCCCUUCCUUCCAAUGAUUUCGUCAAGAUUCUCGCGAGAAAAGCUGCGAUUUUGCUCCUUGGGUCGUUUUUGUUUCUAGGUUUCUUCUGUUCUUCGAAGCCUGUUUUAGCUCUACCAACUGCAACAACUGUGAGCUCUCAAGCGGAGUUAGAGGAAGAGGAAAUGUUCGAGAAGCUUCUAGAGAAUGAGCCAGAGAACAUGGAAGCAAUGAAAGCUGUUUUGUAUAAGAAGAUGAGGAGAGGGAAAACUGAAGAUGCUGUGAAAUAUGUUGAGAAGCUAAUGAAAUUAGAGCCUCAUGAUGUUGAAUGGAAGCUUUUGGAAGCGUUUUGUUAUGAGACAAUGGGACAAUUGAGCAAAGCUAAGAGAUUGUUUAAGGACAUUCUCGAAGAGCAACCUCUUUUGAUCCGAGCUUUGCACGGUCUUGCUAUGGUAAUGCACAAGAGUCAUGAUUCCUCUGUCUUUGAUAUGCUCAAGGAAGCUAUGGAAGUUGCUCGACAAGGAAACCGAGUAACCGAGGAGAGAAACAUACAAGUCUUGAUCGGCCAAAUGCAUAUUGUGAAGGGUCAGUUUGAAGAAGGUCUAAAGAUAUUUCAACAGAUGGUUAAAGAUAACCCUCGAGAUUUCCGACCUUACCUUUGCCAGGGCAUUGUGUAUAGCUUAAUGGACAAAAAAGAGGAAGCAGCUCAACAGUUUGAGAUCUAUUGGAGUCUUGUACCUGAAGAAUUCCCACAAAAAGGAUUUCUUGAUGAUGUUGCAUUGUCUGCUCAAGCCAAAUCCCGAGAACGACUUCAAAACACAUUCAAAGUUUUGCUCCUGGGAGUAACAUGGCAUUUGGUUAUAAAGAACAUCGGGUCAGAGAUGGCUCCUCUUACUCUCUCUGUUGAUGUAAAGAGCUCUUCAGCUAGUGUUUCUGAUGUUUCGAAUAAGAUUAACAAAGGCUUUGCUUCAGUCAAUACGCAAGAAGAAAAGCCCUUUGGUUUCUUCCGCACUCUCUUUGAGGGAUUUAUAGCAGGAGGUACAGCUGGAGUUGUAGUUGAAACAGCUUUGUACCCGAUYGAUACAAUAAAGACUAGACUUCAGGCAGCUCGUGGAGGUGGGAAAAUUGUUUUGAAGGGUCUYUAUUCAGGAUUAGCUGGAAAUAUCGCUGGCGUUUUAUCGGCUUCGGCUUUAUUCAUUGGKGUUUAUGAACCCACAAAGCAGAAACUGCUGAAGACCUUUCCUGAUCAUUUAAGUGCAGUUGCUCACCUGACUGCAGGGGCCAUCGGUGGACUUGCUGCCUCUCUGAUUCGAGUGCCUACAGAGGUUGUGAAGCAAAGAAUGCAGACUGGACAGUUUACAUCAGCCCCCAACGCUGUUCGACUUAUUGCAUCAAAAGAGGGAUUUAGGGGUCUCUAUGCAGGCUAUAGAUCGUUCCUAUUGCGAGAUUUGGCGUUUGAUGCUAUUCAGUUCUGCAUAUAUGAGCAGCUAUGCUUGGGGUAUAAAAAAGCAGCACGUAGAGAGCUUAGUGAUCCUGAGAAUGCUUUAAUCGGUGCAUUUGCUGGUGCUCUGACUGGAGCAGUCACCACUCCGCUUGAUGUUAUCAAGACAAGAUUAAUGGUUCAGGUAAUACAAGUGUUUUUCACACCUUUUGCCAAACAAUAUCAAGGAAUCAUUAACUGUGUUCAAACAAUUGUCAGAGAGGAAGGAGCUCCUGCUCUUUUAAAGGGUAUUGGACCAAGAGUGUUGUGGAUUGGUAUUGGAGAUUCAAUCAUCUUUGGUGUCCUCGAGAGCACAAAGAGAACACUCGCGCAGAGACGCCCCAAGACGAUCAAAGAGUCGAAAGAGGAAUAA